Messenger RNA from Pollicipes pollicipes, 1391 nucleotides. RefSeq lists its product as uncharacterized. The transcript is spliced from 5 exons. The coding region runs from base 913 to 1302 and encodes 129 amino acids. The record is from RefSeq and is a predicted model, not a curated record. NCBI's taxonomy places the organism in Eukaryota, Metazoa, Arthropoda, Thecostraca, Pollicipedomorpha, Pollicipedidae.
UUUUUGACCUAUAUUUGCCUGCUGUGCAUAGUCCUUGCAUCAGUUUUACACAAAAGCUCAGUGGUUUAUCCUAUUCAUCAAUUUUUACCACAACAUUAACAAUACCUUGACAAUUAAUUCAUGGCAAUUUCGAAUUUAUUGUUUAUUUUUGGGUAUGUCUCCAUUUCUAGUUGCAAAUAAUAAACGCUGUUAGUGAUGCUGCUGUGUUUAUUUUGUUUUGGAAUUUGUUGUUUCUAUUUUGUUUGGUGAUAACCUUAUGAAGUAAUUUGCUUCUUGUGUCAGUAGCAUGAAUGGGUCUCGGCAGCCACGAGGCCGUGGCAGAGGCCGCCUGCCACGUCCCACCCGAACAGCACCUGUGAGGCGUCUGUUUCAGGAGGCAUCUGGGGACAGAGCAGUUGAGGAGGCAGCUUCGGCUCAAACCUCCUGUGCUAGGGUAACGGUAUUUUAUGCAUCUUCUGAAUUUUAGUGUGUAAUCAGAAAAAUUAAUGAUAAUGGCUUUACAAAGUCAUGGUAUCAAGACCACCUGCCUUCAGUGCAUACAUGUGUGCUUGGUCUUCAUGGUCAGGCUAACUGGGCAAGUGAUUAAACAAGUAGCAUUACUGUCACUGUAUGCUAACCAUCCCAUGUUUUGCUACACACACAAUGUACUAUGAAGCAAAAUGUUAGAUGUUAUGGUCAGUAAUUGAUGCUAGAAUCGGUGUCUUCUUUGCCUUGAAAAAAAUUGGUGUCUUCCUCAUUGUUUUAAGCAGUAUGUUUCACCGUUAAAGUGAUGUUGAACAUCCUGUUAAGUAUUUGCAUGCCAAGCUGCGUAGUCAUCCUACAUUUCCAUCAGGAGCUGGUGGCGGAUUUGGCCAACGAACAUCAGGCCGAGAAGGUUGUCUGUGACCUUCUCACCCGCUACCCUUCUCUGGCAUGGGAGGUGCGAGCCUCCUCACUGCCCAGUGCCCACCCCGGAGCGUCGCCUGGAACAGACGCAAGCACCUGCUGCGCGACGUGGCCGUGCCGGACAACCUGAUCCGACUAAGCACCAAAGAGAAGGAGCAGGGCACAGCGCUCACGCAGAGUAUGAUGGGGUACCGGGGCGACGCGGCGGCUGCGGACCGGGGCGGCAUGGCGCUGGGCUGCUCGUCGGGCGGCACGCGCCGCGUCGGCCAGCGCUCCGUGUCCAGGCUGGUGCUGCUGGCUACGCGCGAGAGCCAGGACACCGAGGUACUGAUGGCCGGCGGUGACCGGCCCGGCAGAUUCCUGGCAAGUGCUUCAAGGCUCUCUUUGCGUCCAGAGUCCUUACAUUUAAAAGUUUGAAAAUGGGCGUACAUUUAGUUCCAGCCAGAAAUGCGUCCCGAGAGCAGCGAUGAAAGUGUUUGGACGCGGUAAGGUAAUAUUGCUGAAAC